AUGUUAUAUUUAGACCCAGCAGAGAAACAGAUAGAAACAGCUGUCUGCUGUGGAGAUUAUCAUUCUGGCAGCAAAUCUGAAACCAACAUGAAAUGCUGCCACAACUUUCAUGCCAAGCUAGUCCAUAUUUUUGCAACCCAGGACUGGAAAGAGGAGGCACAGAUGCAGCCUGAGGUGUCCUCCACCAGCACGCCACAAUCCGAGAUAGAUCCAAGACAUCCCCGGCCCCGGGGAGCCGCAGCGAGACCCCGCCGCCGCCGCCGCCGCCCCCCUGGAGCUACCGGUCGCGGAGGAGAGCGCGGGGCUGCGGCGGCUGCAGCCCCAGGAGAAGCCGGCGGCCGACGACCCCCCGGGGCGGGGCAGAGCAGCGGCUCCGGCGGGACCCCCCCGGGCCCCUCCGAGGGGAGAAGGGGCGGCUCGGAGAGAGCCCGGGGGGAGGCGGGGGCCGUGGGCGGCGACAAACCCGAGACCCGCUCCGUGUGCGGCAGCGAUAGCGGCAGCGACAGCAACCCCGGCGGCGCCGGCCCCAUCUGCAAGAUCUGCUUCCAGGGCGCCGAGCAGGGUGAAUUGUUAAAUCCUUGCCGAUGUGAUGGGUCGGUACGGUACACACAUCAAUUGUGCCUCUUAAAGUGGAUCAGUGAAAGAGGGUCAUGGACCUGUGAGCUCUGCUGUUACAGAUACCAUGUUAUAGCAAUUAAAAUGAAAAAACCUUGCCAGUGGCAAAGCAUUACAAUAACACUGGUUGAGAAAGUGCAGAUGAUUGCUGUAAUCCUAGGAUCUCUGUUCUUAGUAGCAAGUGUGACUUGGCUUCUAUGGUCAGCCUUCAGCCCCUAUGCAGUAUGGCAAAGAAAGGACAUCCUUUUUCAAAUCUGCUAUGGAAUGUAUGGUUUUAUGGAUCUAGUGUGCAUAGGACUAAUUGUACAUGAAGGUGCAUCAGUUUACAGAGUGUUUAAGCGUUGGAGAGCUGUUAAUCUUCACUGGGAUGUAUUAAAUUAUGAUAAAGCUACAGACAUAGAAGAGAGCAAUCGAGGAGCAUCUUCACCGGGUAGGACAUUGUGGUUACCACUAACUGCAUUUAGAAACAGAAGUUUAAUUCAUCCAACACAGUUAACCUCUCCAAGAUUUCAGUGUGGAUAUGUAUUGCUGCAUCUGUUCAAUCGAAUGAGACCUCAUGAGGAUUCAUCAGAAGAUAACAGUUCUGGAGAGGUUGUGAUGAGAGUGACCUCAGUGUAAAGAUAAUGCUCACUGUGCUACACAAAUAAGGAUAAUGUGCCCUGGACUUUACAGUACUCCGGAAUGUAGUUGCAAUGAAUGGCACUUCUGAAAAUAUUUACAACUUUUAAAACAUUUAAUGCUUUUUAUAUGAUCAGUUGAAUUGCAAAUACAUUUUUCUGAAAAAGUUGUUGCUUGCUUUUUUAUAGUCUGGUAUAUUACAUAGUUUGGUCAAUUUGUACUUGAAAUUUAUAAAAAUAUAAUUUAACUCUCAUUGCCUUGAAUAAUGAGGAAACCAAUCUUUUAAGCCAAAAAUAUCUGUC
Molecule: messenger RNA, 1535 nt
Organism: Chrysemys picta bellii (western painted turtle)
Lineage: Eukaryota; Metazoa; Chordata; Testudines; Emydidae
Gene: MARCHF11
Product: membrane associated ring-CH-type finger 11
Biological process (GO): protein ubiquitination
Molecular function (GO): ubiquitin-protein transferase activity; zinc ion binding
Source: RefSeq, a predicted model, not a curated record